AUGUCCAAGCACGCCACGCUCAUCAAGCCGCCCAAAUCGCUCCCGCAUCACUCCCCCAUCGAAAACGUCCUCUCCCUCCUCCCGCUCAUUGACAUCGGUCCCGACAUCUACACCAACGCUCGUCCACUCUGGCAUCCUCCCGGCGCAAGAGGGAUCUACGGCGGCGCCGCCAUCGCUCAAUGUCUCUCCGCCGCACAGGCCACGAUACCGCCCGACUUCACCGUCCAUAGCAUGCACUGCUACUUUGUGCUUGCCGGCAACAGCGAGAUCCCUAUCUUAUACCACGUGGAGAGGGUGCGGGACGGGAAGAGCUUCAUCACACGGACGGUGCAAGCGCGACAGAGGGGGAAAUGUAUUUUCACGACGACGCUGAGUUUUAUGAAGGAGGGUUCCGGCGGGAAAGAGACCGUCCAACAUGCUCUCCGAAUUCCCUCGGACAUCAUCGCCCCGCCAGACGUAGACUCGGACCGUCAGAACGUGAGCUCUGACGACCGGCCGUUUGAGUCGGUGCGUGUCCCCAUCACCAAUCGCAACGGGCCACCCUCGGAGCGCAAACUGCGACAAUGGAUCCGCGCCCGCGGCCGCAUAUCCGACUGCCCACCCAACGUGCGCGAGGAGGAAUUGAAGAGUGGCCAGCGAGCGAACCAGCCGGGCGACAACCACCAAGCCCACCUGAGCGCGCUGGCGUACAUGAGCGAUUCGUACUUUAUCGGCACGGUCGCGCGGGUGCACAGCCUUCAACGCUUCGCCAACCGGCGCAACAUCGAGCGCACGCUAUCAGUCUUCAGAGGUUCAGAAGAAGAAAAGAAACAAAUGCGACUGUACCUCGAAGACAUUGCCAAGGAGGAAGAAGAAGAACACGCCGAAAUGGCCCUCACCAAGAAGGACGAUCGCAAAAUCGGCAUGAUGGUCAGCUUGGACCACACCAUCUUCUUCCACAAUCCCAGGGCGUUCAGGGCGGACGAGUGGAUGUUGACAGAGAUGGAUAGUCCCUGGGCAGGCGACGGGAGGGGUCUGGUCAUGCAGAGGAUCUGGAGUAAGGACGGGGUUUUGAUCGCGACAUGCACGCAGGAGGGCGUGGUCAGAUUGAUUCAGAACCCUACAGACAGUAAGUUGUAG
Fonsecaea multimorphosa CBS 102226 is the source of this 1119-nucleotide messenger RNA. RefSeq lists its product as uncharacterized. Gene Ontology annotation, molecular function: fatty acyl-CoA hydrolase activity. The transcript has a single exon. Gene Ontology annotation, cellular component: peroxisomal matrix. Lineage: Eukaryota; Fungi; Ascomycota; Eurotiomycetes; Chaetothyriales; Herpotrichiellaceae. Gene Ontology annotation, biological process: fatty acid catabolic process; acyl-CoA metabolic process. The record is from RefSeq and is a predicted model, not a curated record. Bases 1 to 1119 code for a protein of 372 amino acids.